Saccostrea echinata is the source of this 2161-nucleotide messenger RNA. RefSeq names its product ubiquitin-conjugating enzyme E2 E1-like. The record is from RefSeq and is a predicted model, not a curated record. NCBI's taxonomy places the organism in Eukaryota, Metazoa, Mollusca, Bivalvia, Ostreida, Ostreidae. Gene Ontology annotation, biological process: protein polyubiquitination. Gene Ontology annotation, cellular component: nucleus. Gene Ontology annotation, molecular function: ubiquitin conjugating enzyme activity. Bases 132 to 764 code for a protein of 210 amino acids. The transcript has 5 exons.
GAGGUAAACAGAAUCAUCUAUUCAUCGGCAAAUCGCACGUUUUUAAUGUUACAGAUAAACUAAUAUUUUCCUUAGACUUUCCUGUGGAUAUUUGGAUUAUUUCUCAUCGAUUUUCUUGUAAAUAGCCAGGAAUGUCUUCAGACAGGGGAAGUGGUAGGGGCAGGGGUAGACGAUCCCGAGGGGGACAGAAUGAAGGUACCCAAAGUUCAGGUCCUGAUAGUCCUGCGGAAGCGAAUGGACCCAGCACUUCAGUUGUUUUGGAGCCCCCCGCCCCUGCCCCCAAGUCUGCCCCGAAAAGCUUUAAACCCACAGGAACAAGCAUGAAGAGAAUUCAGAAAGAAUUAGCAGAGAUUACAAUUGACCCACCUCCAAACUGCAGUGCUGGUCCAAAGGGAGACAAUAUGUAUGAGUGGGUGUCCACCAUUUUAGGACCCCCGGGAUCUGUGUAUGAGGGAGGAGUCUUCUUUCUGGACAUUCAUUUCUCAGCAGAUUAUCCAUUUAAGCCACCAAAGGUGACAUUUCGAACUCGAAUUUACCACUGCAAUAUCAACAGCCAAGGAGUGAUUUGUUUGGAUAUUCUAAAGGACAAUUGGAGUCCUGCUUUGACUAUCUCCAAAGUGUUGUUGUCAAUUUGUUCACUUCUCACGGACUGUAACCCUGCCGAUCCAUUGGUUGGAAGCAUCGCUACACAAUACACUCAGAAUAGAACUGAACACGAUAGAGUGGCUCGACAGUGGACAAAACGCUUCGCCACAGGACUCUGAUCGGAAUCCGAGGGUUUAUUUAUCAUUUCUAAUUUUGUCUGUCACAUGUACUUCACAAGUUCUUCAUAUAUAUACAAAAACAUUUUAUUAAUGUAUGAAACAUUUUAAAUUUGUGAUGAAAUGGCUUUUACAGUGUUUUUACUCCAAAGACUUUCCUUAUGAAGUUUUCGUCACUUUUUAAGUUUUAUUUUGACAAUAUUAUGUUGAUAGAAAAGGAAAAUUUGUUAUAAUUUGGACCUUAUUUUUUUGUUUUAAAUUAGAAACACUCUGAAUGAAAAUCUUGGAAUUCUUUUUCACACAGUAUUGUUGAAAAGUAUGUUUGAAACAGAAUGUUAAAUUAACAAAUGAAAUAUUAAUUGUGGCCAGCUUAGGUUUUUGGUUAUUUUUUAAGCGAAGUUUUACCUUUAUCGCAAAGUUUUACCUUUAUCACUAGUUUCAGAUGUUUUUUAUCGGAUCACAUGGUUAGAAUGUUUUAUUAAGAUAUUAUUUUACUUAAAUAGACAAACUUUACUGUAAUACAUAAUUACAUAAUGCUUACUAUCAGUGAAUUACAUGUAUAUGUUACAUGCAUGUACUCGUGAUAAAAGUUUUUUUCUCUUGAUAACAAACUCUAGAGAAUUUAACAAUUUUAUUCCUGAAGUGACAGUGAAGUUCUUUUAAAAUGGGUAUUAAUAAAGAAUGCCUGUUAUUUAUCUGAAAGAAUGCUUGAAGCAUAAUAUCUUUAUCGUCUUCAAAUGAUGAGCUGUCGUUUGAUAUAAGUGUAUGCAUAUUUCCAUGCGAGUUGUAACUGUAUACCGGUAUUUGAUACGUAACAACAUAAGAAUGCUAUGUGGGAAAAAAGCGAAUGGUGAAAAUGAUAACUGCAUGGUUGCAACAUUUUGUGAUCUUGUUUGGAAUUUUGUCGAAGAUUUUUUUUUGUUUGGUCAAGUGCUUACCUACAUGUAAGUGGUUGUCUUUUUUUAAAACUUGAAGUGUGUAUGUAAUGGUAUAUGAUACAUUGUCAGUAUGUAUGUAAUGUACACUUUUAAAUUGAAGUCAGAACUUUUGUACAAGAGAAUUUUUUCAAAGUUUAAUAACAAUAUUACAUACCUGUACGAUUUAUUUUUUAGUGUAUAUUGUUUCAUUUUCUCAGGCAUUUUAUUAUGGGGUUUAUUUAUGUUGACUUUUUAUGGGGUUGUGUGUGUAUUGCUGAGCAAAUUUUCAAAAUUGGAUCUUAUUUAGUACAUUGUAUAAUGUACAACCCAAAUUCUAUAUAAAAUGGCCUCUUAGAUGUAUCAGGUAUGUAGGUACAUGUUUUAGUGUGAAAAUGGGUGUAUAUUGAAUGUGGAUAUUGAUGUGUGCGGAUGAUUUUAUGCCAAAUGUGUAUGAAUGGUCACAUGUUUUAUGUGAAUAAAGUU